AUGUCAUUCCUUACCUCCAAGGCAACCACUGCUUUGGCAAUUGCAGCAACCAUCCUCCCUGCCAGUGCCCAGCUCUACAACAAAGUCAUCAACAUCGAAUCCGGUCCUGUUCAGGGCUUCAAGUACUUCAAUGAGUCCACUCUCGAAAGCGUCUGGGGUACCAACAACAGCAACGUGGCUGCCUUCCUAGGCAUUCCUUACGCUGCCGACACUUCCUAUCAAAACCGCUGGAAGCCCCCAAAGCCCCGUCAGCCAUGGAAUGAAACCUUCAAGGCCGACUCCUAUGGCCUUCCGUGCCCCAGCUCGUGGGUGUCGGAGAUGAGCGAGGACUGCCUUAGUGUCAACAUCUGGACGGGCGCCAACUCGUCCUCGGAUAAGUUGCCUGUUCUGGUUUGGAACCAGGGCAGCGACGAGACCAGCAGCAACUGGGACUUUUCGGGCGGUGGUCUUGCCAUGAAAGGCGUUAUCGUGGUGACAUUCAACCGCCGCGAUGACGCGUUUGGAUAUCUUGCUCAUCCAGAACUGAACGCCGAGUCGCUGGCUGAAAAUGGCCACAACUCCUCUGGCAACUACGGCGUUCUCGACCACAAGUUUCUUCUUGAAUGGGUUCAGAAGAACAUUGCCCAUUUCGGUGGUGACCCGGACAGAGUCACUAUUGCUGGUCAAUCUUUCGGUUCAUCGCAGGUCUACCAUGCCGUCAACAGUGAGCUGUUCAGCGGCCUCUUCCACGGAGCCAUCUCCGAGAGUGGUCUGCGUUAUCCCUACGACCCCAUCCUGGCUGGAAUUGCCACUUCAUAUGUCACCAUGGAGGAUGCCAUUGCGUUUGGACAGAACUACACCCGCAAGCACAACGUCUCGUCUAUUGCUGAGCUGCGCACUCUGUCGACGGAAGAUCUUCUGCAAGGUUCUCAGGACCGGAACUACAACAUCUGGUGGGUGACCGCGUUGACGUGCCAGUACCCGCUCAUCUCCAAGCCUGUUCUGGAUGGAUACGUUCUGCCGGAGAAGUAUAUCGACAUUCUGAAGAGUGGUCCUGCCAACGAUGUUCCUCUCAUCACCGGAAACAACAAGGAUGAGAGCGGUGCGUCAACCUCGACCAACUACACCGUGGCUGAAUACAAGAACGACUGCACCCUCAAGUACGGCAAUCUGUCAGAAGAAUACUUCAAGCUGUAUCCAGCCAACAACAAAACCCAAGCCGACAUGUCCUGGAACGCCGCUGCCCGUGAUACCUCCGUUGUCUCUUCCUGGGCCUUUGCCAACGAAUGGGUCAAGAGCGCCUCCAACCCGUUCUACACUUACUACUGGGACCACGCUCCCCCGGGUCAGUCCCAGGGCGCCUACCACGAGUCGGAAGUGGGCUACAUCAUGAACUCGCUCUUCAACGGCGUGGACUUGUAUCCCUACACCUGGUACGACUGGUACCUGGCGGAUGUCAUGUCCAGUUACUGGGCCAACUUUGUCAAGACGGGCAAUCCCAACAACGGCGGUUCGUACAAGUAUGACAAUCUGACCUACUGGGCGCCGAAUGAUGGACACAGCCAGACUGUCUUUCAUGUCGGUCAGGCGUUUGGAAAUCGGUCGAUUGCGGAGCCGGAGCAGGUGAACUUCAUUAUGGAUUACUUUGCUCAACAGACUCCUUACUAG
This is a messenger RNA of Aspergillus wentii DTO 134E9, 1647 nucleotides long. RefSeq names its product carboxylesterase/lipase family protein. Gene Ontology annotation, molecular function: phosphatidylinositol-4,5-bisphosphate phospholipase C activity. Gene Ontology annotation, biological process: lipid metabolic process; intracellular signal transduction. The record is from RefSeq and is a predicted model, not a curated record. The transcript has a single exon. The coding region runs from base 1 to 1647 and encodes 548 amino acids. NCBI's taxonomy places the organism in Eukaryota, Fungi, Ascomycota, Eurotiomycetes, Eurotiales, Aspergillaceae.